AUGGAUUUCUCUAACAUCUUUCGACUCGUGAACAUCGCGAUCGGUGUGGUUAUGGUCCUGGGCGGUAUUAGCCAGUUCUUCCCCAUUUCCAUGAGCUCCAUCAUCGUUGGUAUCUAUGUGAUGAUCUUUGGCGCUGUUGUCGCCGGUCUGGAGUUCCUUCCCAACGUCCCCGACUACGCCUACCGCUACGCCUCCUUCCUGUUCUCCUUCCUGGGUCGUGGUGUCUUUUACAUCUUUGUUGGCUGCAUCAUCCUGCACGGCCACAUCCUCCGCGAGAUCGCCGCCUCCAUCGUCGGCAUCACUGGUAUCGCCUACGUGGUGCUGGAGUUCAUCCCCUCCAUCGAACCCCCCUCCAACAUGCGCGAGUCCGACCAGGGCUGGGGCGCUGAGCAGGUCUAA
Messenger RNA from Penicillium waksmanii, 399 nucleotides. RefSeq names its product TVP15 family protein. The record is from RefSeq and is a predicted model, not a curated record. Gene Ontology annotation, cellular component: Golgi membrane. NCBI's taxonomy places the organism in Eukaryota, Fungi, Ascomycota, Eurotiomycetes, Eurotiales, Aspergillaceae. The transcript has 4 exons. The coding region runs from base 1 to 399 and encodes 132 amino acids. Gene Ontology annotation, biological process: vesicle-mediated transport.